This is a messenger RNA of Petromyzon marinus (sea lamprey), 9048 nucleotides long. Its product is annotated as TBC1 domain family member 1-like. The record is from RefSeq and is a predicted model, not a curated record. Lineage: Eukaryota; Metazoa; Chordata; Hyperoartia; Petromyzontiformes; Petromyzontidae.
GCAAGGAGGGGACUCAGUCAGAGGAGAUAGCGAGGCGGACAGGCGGGACCGGUCGGCACGCAGCUCCUGUCCCCGGCGGAACGCGCGGACUCGUUCUGCCCGCCCGCGUGCCUGCCCCGUCUAACAGCCCGAUGACCUACCGACCUACCUGCUUACCCAAACUACCCACCUACCUUACCCCCUGUACGAGUCCCUCUCUGCCCAUUUACUGAUCUGCUCCCCUGUUUGCCCUUUGUACUUAACUGCUCAACCUCCCCGACUCUCCUCUCUGCGCGUCUCGUCCGCCUGUCCCCCAUACCUCACCGCCCUUCCCUGCGUUGCCGGUCUUCCCCCUCCUCCUGCCUUGCCUGGCACGGCGGGGAGAGAGACGUGUCACGCUCCGGACCCAGGCAUGGGAGCUCGGUGACUGGGGCAGCCAGCCACUGCCGCUGUCAUCCGGCAGCGGGGCCGAGGUGGAAGGGCAGCACACGGCGGGAGAGAGAGAGGGAGAGAAGUGCGGGCAGCCACGCGUGUGGAUUGCGGUACGGGGCUAAUUGGCAGCGGCGAGGAAGUAUGGCCGAUGUGGUGGAUACCGCUGUGGAUGGAGAGAGUCACCCACCGAGCAGCAAGGCGGGCGGCUGCGUGGCCGAGCGCGCCUUCAGCCUUGCCUACCUGGGCAGCACUGCCCUCGACCAGCGAGCCACGCUCUCCAUGCUGCCCUGGAUAGUGGCGGAGCUGUUGAGACGCUCGGAGAAGGAGCAGAUCGAGCGAGAGGUGGUGCUGUACGUGUGCCCGCCGCUGGUGCGGUGCGUGCCGGCCGGCAGCCAGAGCAACAGCUCCAUCUUCAUCUUCGAGCAGCGUGCGGCGCACAUCUCCCGCUUCGUGCACUGCAGCCGGCAGCCGGGCAGCUUCGCGUACCUGGUGCGCACGCAGCCCGACAACCCCGACUCGCACACCUCCUGCCACGUGUUCCGCGCGCCCGCCGGCCAGCCCGUCCAAGAAGUGAUCAGCUGCAUCCGUCAAGUGGGCAAGGCGGCCAUCAAAGAAGAUGGCCGUGGCAAGCCGGGGCAGCCAGCAGGGGUAGCGGCAGCGCCGGUGGGCAGCUCCGAGGCUCCACCGGCGGCACCGGCGACGGCGGUGGUGCCAUCAUCCGGCGUGGGCGGUGUGGGGGGAGCCCAGGACGCCUUCUGCAACGCGCACAAGUUCGAGGUGCUGUACCGCGGCAGGGUGAGCGUCGCACACAAGAAGGCCCCGCCCACACUCGUGGACGACUGCAUCGCCAAGUUCAGCCUCCUUGAGUCGACGCGCUCACGCCUGCGCUGCCUCGAUGACGGCGAGAGCAACGGCAGCCCGGCGCCGGCUUCGGACGGCCCCAGUUUCAUUGCCGGCGGCGGCGAUUCGCGGCGCUCGUCGCAGGGCGCCGACUGCGCCGACGGCCCCGGGUCGCAGGAUCUCAUCGGUGACGUCGGAGAGCCGGCGCCGCCCGUGCCGCCGGCCGCUCCGACGGUCUCCGCCGCCGCCGCCGCCGCCGCCGCCGCCGCCGCCACUGCGCCGUCAUCGGCGUUGCUGGCCGAGUCUCGCUCGUCCCUCAGCUCGUCCUCCUCCUCCCCGCCCGCUGCCUCCGCCGGCGCCGACGGUCGGUGCGCCAAGACGUCCGAGGAGGAGGAGGAGGAGGACGACGACCUCGUCCCGGAUGAAGGCAUCGUCAUCUCGGCCAGGCGGUUGGCGUGCAACGACAGCGCCGGUGGUAAUGGAGGCAAGGCGGCAAGCGGCUUGUCGGCCGUGGCCACCUGCGACUCGCUGGCGUUCGACUCGGACCCCCUCGGCGUCGGAGUGUUCGCCGCCGUGGCGGCGACGAGCGGGCGGAGCGGCAGCUUCUCCUGCGUCGGCGGUAACGGCGGCGGUAACACCGACGGCGGCGGCGGCGGCGGCAGCGGCGGCGAUCUGGAAGGCGUGCCAGAUUUCCGAGGGCGGUGCUACAGCGCGGCGGGCAGCCUGCAGCGGAAACCGGCACAGGCGAGCGGCGGCGCCGGCGUUGGCGCUGCGGCAUGCCGCACCGGCGGGCAGAGGAGGCGGCACGCGAGCGCGCCGAGCCUGGUGCAACCGUCGGACGCGGAAAAGAACCGCACCAUGCUCUUCCAGGUCGGGCGCUUUGAGAUCAACCUCAUCAGCCCGGACACCAAAACCGUAACGAUUGAGAAGAACUUCAAGGACAUCUCUUCCUGCUCCCAGGGCAUCAAACAUGUGGAUCACUUUGGCUUCAUCUGUCGCGAGAGUGCUGAGCCUGGCGUCACGCACUACGUGUGCUAUGUCUUCCAGUGCGCCAGCGAGGCCCUGGUGGACGAGAUCAUGCUGACGCUGAAGCAGGCCUUCCACACGGCGGCGAGCCUGCAGAACGCCAAGACGCCCGUGCAGCUCUGCGAGGCCUGCCCCAUGCACUACCUGCACAAGCUGUGUGAGAGGAUCGAGGGGCUGUACCCGCCCAAGGCGAAGCUGGUCAUCCAGAAGCACGUGGCGCUGCUGUCGGACAACGAGCAGGCCGACAUCUUUGAGCGAGUGCAGCGCCAGCGUCCCACGGGCGACCAGGACGAGAACGAGGUGGUGAUGUGCGUCCUGCGCCAGGUGUGCGAGGGCAAGCAGAAGACGCACACGCACCUGGGCGACAUGCCCCAGCAGCCGACGCACGGGACAGGAGAUCUGCGCUCCUCUCCCAGCCAGUCCAAGCUGGACAUCCUCAAGAACAAGGCCAAGAAGUCAUUCACCAACUCCCUGGAGAACAUCUUCUCGAGGGGAGGGGGGAGAAUGCGCAGCCGCCUGGGCAGCGUUGACAACUACGACUCCCUGCGCGAGCGCAGCCUCAACGCGUGCGAGUCGACGAGGGACGGAUCGCCUGGCGCGUCGCCUCCCCUCUCGCCGACGCUCAGCCCCCAUUCGCCUCCCACGCCGGAAUCUCCGCUGCAGAUGCGGCGCCGCGCUCACACCUUCAGCCACUCGCUGCCGCAGGGCAGCGGGGCGCAGCGGCACAUCACCUUCGCCGACGAGCGGGCCGAGUCGACGGGCCAGGCCGGGGCGACGCCAACGCCGCCGCCGCCUUCCUCCUCCGUGUCCGCCUCCGCCUCGUCCUCCUCCUUCUCUGCCGCCUCCUUUUCCGCCUCCUCGUCGCUGUCUUCCUCCACGGCCGCCGCGGCCGCCGCGGCCGCCGCCGUGGGAAAGAGCAAGCUGCAGCGCUUCUACUCGUUCCACAGCGAGACGCACCAUCGCAAAGGUGACCUCGACUGGGGCGGCUCCGGUUCCGGCGCCUCCCUGCGGGGGGUCUGGGCUGAAUUGGGGGGCCACAACCCCCCCGGGCGGCCGAGCUGUCCCCCCGCGCGGCAGCGCCGCAUCUCGUGGCGCCAGCACAUCUUCCUGCGCGUCGUCGCUCCGGGGAAAAGCUGCGCCGCCUCCCGCGCCGCCGCAGCCGCUAGAGACGGCAGCGAGCUUCUCCCUCUCUCGCCGCUGACUCCGCCCCUCGAGGAGAGCCCAAUCGGCUCGCUGUUCGACUCCGACUUCCAGCCAAUGGGGGACGAGUCGCCCGUGAUGCGCCCAACCGGGCCGCGGGCGCCGCCGGCGGACGAGCCAAUCGUGAUCGAGACGGGUGGCGGCGGCGGGGAGCGCCACGCGCUCUCCCGGGUGGAGCUGCGCCAGCUUUGGAGGAAGGCGAUUGACCAGCAGCUGCUGCUCAUCCGCGUGGAGCGGCAGAAUCGCUUCCGCGAAGCGCGCAGGCAGCUGGAGCAGGAGAAGGCGCAGGCACGUCUGGACUACGCGGAGGUGACGCCGUGCCUUCGCGACGUCACCGUCGUGUGGGAGCGCCUGCUGGGCACGCCCAACCGCGCUCGCGUGCGCUGCGACAUGGAGAAGGUGCACGCCGCCAUCAGCCAGGGCGUGCCACGGCAGCGCCGGGGAGAGAUCUGGCAGUUCCUGGCGGAGCAGUACCGUCUGCGGCACCGCCUGCCGCCGAAGCAGGCGCCCCCGGACACGCCGUACCCCGAGCUGCUGAAGAGGCUCACCUCGCAGCAGCAUGCCAUCCUCAUCGACCUGGGCCGCACGUUCCCCACCCACCCGUACUUCUCAGCGCAGCUGGGCUCGGGCCAGCUGGCACUCUACAACCUGCUCAAGGCCUACUCGCUGCUGGACUCCGAGGUGGGCUACUGCCAGGGCCUGAGCUUCGUGGCCGGCGUCCUGCUGCUGCACCUGCCGGAGUGCGACGCCUUCCACGCACUCAUCUACCUGCUCUACCACUUGGGGCUUCGGCGCCAGUACUGCCCCGACAUGCUGUCCCUGCAGAUUCAGAUGUACCAGCUGUCUCGUCUGCUGCACGACUACCACCCCGAUCUGUACGCGCACCUGGAGGAGUCGGAGAUCGGGCCCAGCCUCUACGCGGCGCCCUGGUUCCUCACGCUCUUCGCAUCCCAGUUCCCGCUCGGAUUCGUGGCGCGAGUCUUCGACAUGCUGUUCCUGCAGGGCACGGAGGUGAUCUUCAAGGUGGCGCUGUCCCUGCUGGGCUCUCAUCAGGCACUCAUCAUGCAGUGCGACAGCUUCGAGGGCAUCAUGGACUUCCUCAAGACCACCCUGCCCAACCUGGGCCUUGUGCAAAUGGAGAAGACAAUCAACCAGGUGUGCGAGAUGGACCUGUCGCGCCAGCUUCACGCCUACGAAGUCGAAUACCACGUGCUGCAGGAUGAGAUGGCGCUGCAGGAGCCAGGCGGGCCAUCGUCCUCCACCGGCGCCGCCACCUCCGCCGACGCGGAGAGGCUGGAGAAAACCUGCCUCUCCCUCAAGCGGCACAACCAGGAUCUGGUGGAAGAGCUGCAGAGCGCGCGGGAGCGCAUCCACUGCCUGGAGACGGCCAUGGAGCGUCUGCGUGUGAGCGAGUCGCGGCUCAGGCAAUCGGUGAACAACCGCGAGUCCGAGCGAUCCGCUCUCCAAGCUGCCGCCCUCUCCUCCUCCUCCUCCGCCACCUCCUCACCCACCUCGUCCACCGCCGCCUCCGCCUCGUCCUCCAACACCUCCACCUCGUCGCGUCACGUCAAGCUGCCGGGCGGACGCCCCAACGCAACGGACUUGGGCUCCUGAACCUUGAACCACACCACACCGUUGCUUGACCCCUGUCUCGACCCCUGCUUGACCUCUAAAGAAUUUUAACCCCCCCCCUCCAUAAACGGCGGCUGCACUAGGGGGGCUGUGUCAUCGCGGGGUUAGAAACAGGGACGGGGUUUGCGUUAAUGAAUUGAUUAUUGUUGUUUUGUUGGGUUGGUUUUGUUUUGUUGGUUUCGGUCUGGGCGAUGUUGCUGGGAGGUUCGGCGCCGGCUGUGGCGUUCGGCUCACGUGCGUCGCCGCAGCCGUUCGAGUCACAAACGCAGCCAAUCGCCACCGCCUGCACACGCGCCCACGCCCCUAAAACAAAAACAAAAACUAUUACGCCGGAUGACAACAACGCACGACAAUAUAAUUAAAAAAAAAUUUUAACUCUUUAAAAAAAUCAGUUGUCAUCGCCUGUACGGCAGCAGACUUUUUCUUACGGCAGAAGCAGGCGGUCGAGUGCUUGGCGGUGGUGUCCAGGCCCUGGGAGUCACGUGACCUCGGGAAAGACCUGGGCUGGCGAAGUGAGAAACUCCAUCGAUGGAUCCCCCCCCACCCCCACCCCCACCCCCCCUCGGCUUCGCAGUCCUAAGUCCGCGUGGCAAUUUCUAAGCAGGAGGAGGUGAAAGACGUGGGUUGUCGGUGGAUGAGGUGGCGGCACAGCAGAAAGUAAAAGAGGUCGGGCGAUAGAGAGAGAGCGCGAUGGUUUUUAGAAACACUCCCGACGGAUUCUGUUGCGUUAUCACCGCUGCGUGCCGUUUCUUUUUUAUCGCAAUUGCCGCCCGCCGUUGCGGCUCUCUCCUCCGGCGUUGGCCAGCCGGUGCCGCCCGCCGCAAAACCGUCCGGCACGGCGCGCCGGGCGCUUUCGCUCGGCGUCUGUGCCGAAACGUCGGACGUUGCCCGUUCGGUUUGGCCCUGAACCCUCGCGGGAGAGGGGUUUCCCCGGGGCGUCCCCCGGCUCGCGACAACGCGAGCCCAGAGCGGUCGCUCCGGCACUGCAGAAGGGUUGAGCUCGCACUUGCUUCGAUUAUGGGAAUCGCUCGGAAAGGCCGCUCGCGAAAAGUAGAAACUAAUCAAUUUAAAACCUAAACGGUCCCCGUGCCGUAGAUGCGGACAUCUGGGCCGUGACCAAAUUACAGAAUUUCCUGGACUGAAGCCGACUGAUUGUCAGUGUCGCCGUCCUCUGGACGUCCUCGGUAGUGUCGUUAACGGUAGCGAAUUCCCCGAUGGAAGAGCAGCGAGAGUCUUUUUUUGUUUUGCGUAACACGGCGGCUACGAGAGAAGAGCCGUUAAUUAUUUUCACUUCUCCUCCCCCACCCCCAUUCGCGUCAAAAUCAUCGUUUUGUCAAAUGUGGGGGGGGGGGGUGGCGGUGUCGAGCGUUAAGAGUCAAAGAAGUUCCGUCACCCUAUUGUGUUAACUCGCGGUUGUCAUCCCUGGGAUAGAAUUGUCCACCGCGGCGGCGGCCGCCGCCGAAAUCGGCGACUUGAAGAAGCAAUAAAAAACCCUUGGGGGGGGAGGCCAGGCCUCGGUUGCGUUAUCCCCGCUUUUAACCCCGAGCCGCCUUAACCACCUCCCUAUAUACCCUCACCGUAAACCCGCAUAACCGGGAGUCGGCGGUAUGGUACGGCGUCGUUUAUCCGACCGUCGCGUGUCCGCCCUGAUCAAUUAACCGCCCCGCUCCCAGUGCAGUAUUGGUGCACGGUGGCGUAACUAAUUCUCUCAAAUCCAACCUCUUCACAUAUCCGCCCAGCGAGUCAGAUACGCGACGUUGCACGGGGAAUCGUUUCCGAUGAAUUCACCGCUAAUUGGGAUAAUCCUCCGAGUCGCGACUCUGGCUCGAGAGAAACCUGGAGGUGUUCGUGUAUCCGUUCUUCCCGUAAUCCGCGAAUGUGCAUGUUUUCUCAACGGUUAAGCAGAGUCAAUUUGCGGAUAACAGCAUCGCGGAUAACAGGAUACACGAUAUUCGUGUGUCCCCCCCCCCCCCUUACACCCACAACAUGUGUAGUGGGUCUGGUUUAUACUUUCUACCGCUCAUCUUCUCCAUUGCUAUUGCAGUCAUUGUCACUGUGUCGCGACAGCGAACACAGGGAGGCCUCUGUGGAGGCCUUUCGGCGGCGGCGAUGGAAGCAGCAGCAGCAGCAGCAGCAGUCGCUUUGCGAAGCGCCGUACACUCUGCGCGACCUCGCGGAGAGCAGACGCACAUUGGGUAAAGGCGCAGCCCUGCAGCCCUGCUCGCUCUCUCUCGCUACUGCUGGCCAAAAGGAGCGUCCACUGCUAUUUGCGCCGUUCGGCCGACUAAGUUCGGCGCGCUGACCAGACGCCUUGGAAGGGGGUGGAACUUAAUCCACACUUUACCCCGUCGCACGAGACCUGCCAACGGACUUAACUGUCGCGUGAGCCAUUUGUACUGCCGGGUGGGCCAGAGGGUGACCACGUUGGUUCCGCGGCCGUGCUAACCAUCGCCCCCUCGUGCUCGUACGUUCGACUGGACCUGGUUUACGGCGGCUCCUGAUGUAGGCCCGUCGACUGAAACGACGCCGCUGUGGCCUGAAUUGUACUGCCCCGCGUGGGGUUCUCGAGGUGGUGCCGCGGCGCGGCUCCGCCCGGCUUGGUUUUUCUGGCGCUUCUGCGAGGAGCUGGAAUGCGCGAAAGCUCGCCAGGCACGCGGACCGAAACGUCGGACGUCCGUGGCGAAACAGCGCACUGCUCGACCCGAAAUAACGCAGCGGGGAGAGCCCGUCGCCUGAAUUGCUUUGAAGGCCGUUUUUAUUUUUGUGCCGAUUGUAAUGCACUGGCUACGUGUUAGCGUAGCGGAGCAGGGUCACCGUCUUCGUUACUGUCACCUUCACUGUCGCGCUUUCACCGACGUUUGCACCACGUGUCCUCUAAAAAUGAGAAUUCACCGCGCGCUUCUCAUUGGUCAUUCAAACGAACGAGUAAAAAGCGAACGGUCGUGCGUGGCUUUAUUUUAUUUUUAAAGUGUACCCCAAAACAAUUAAAAUACAGACGGUGAAUGUUCGGCGCGUGCACCGCGCCACCGCCCUUCCCCCUGCACGCUCUCCUGUCAGGGCUCGAGCAAGCUACCACGGAUGCGCCCACACGCGCCACACACACCACACGCGCCACACACACCACACGCACCACACACCACACACACCACACGCACCACACGCACCACACACGCACCACACACACCACACACGCGCCACACGCACCACAUGCGCCACACGCACCAUUCGUAUGCCUCGCCUGCCUUGCCUGCCUGCCUUCCCACACACAGCAGGCGCGACGCGAGUGUUCGUUAUUUUGCUGUCGCCAAGAAGUGGUGGUCAGGGGUGAUGUUUGAACCCGUGCGAUGCUGAUGUUACCCUUCGGUGUGGAGGGGUUGCCUUGUGGGAGAUGUGCGGAAUCACGUGAUGGAAUUCGAGGUUACCGCAAUCCUCCCGCUUCGUUUUUGGCCUUUUCCCAUGAACGUCCUGCCGGUCGCGCGCUCAGCGGGGGUCACGUUAUAAGACGGAACCCUCGCAAAGGUAGUACAAACUUUCGUAGGUUUGAGAACGGUCCACUGAAGCGGAUAUCACCAAACUACUUCUGAGAUCGCUUCGAGAAGUGACAUCGAGCCCACACAGUAGGGGACAGCACUGUGAUGUUGAAGAUUUAGAAGAGGGUUCCUCUAACUUCCAGCUGUCCGCUGCCGCCGGUUCGCCAGUCUUCCCUGGCCAAAGACGAACGAGAUCCAAAACGACCACAGUAUAAAUCCAGAGCAAAAACAACCAAAUAUAAUUAACAACAACAACAAGCAAGCAGACAUCGGGAGCAAAAAAAAUACACGAAAUAGAAAUCGGGGCAAAAACAACGGAGUUGCGAUCAAACAUCUAACAGCAACAACACAAACUGUGCACAAACAUGAUCAGCAAUAAAAACCAAACUCCAUUUCCAGUCAAACUAAA